Molecule: messenger RNA, 4681 nt
Organism: Pocillopora meandrina
Lineage: Eukaryota; Metazoa; Cnidaria; Anthozoa; Scleractinia; Pocilloporidae
Source: the annotation of a GenBank genome assembly
CUACGAUUUGACACAUUUGCUAAACGCGGACUCUUGCUGUGUGUUUGUCUUUAUGACAUGAAGCGUAAAGACAGCUAAUCAACACACAAGAAUCCUUACAGUAGCUCUGCAUUUGUUGGAUAUUUUUUUAUAUGUCCGAAAUAAUCGAAGAUUUUACCACCAAUUUACAUCCGUUUGCUGGUGUGGUUUUUCUUCAGAGAACAAUCAUGGCGGAUAGCGAAAUUUCCAGCGCCUUUCAAUUGGCGGAUCCCACAGAUAAGGAACGUUUCUUUACACGGCUAAGGAAAUUAAAUGUCAACGACACAAGAGAAUUGGACUCUUUUCUCGAAGACUACAAAUAUCGCAAGCUUAUUGUAAAUGGUUUCAAUCGAGAUCUGGUGAUCGUCGGCCGUGGCGAGUCGACCGUGUUCGAGGAUUUCACUUUACAAGUGUGGAAAAAAUACUAUAUCGAAGAGGAAGUUGCACAGAUCGGUAUGUUGCAAGGAAGCUUAUCAUUCCCGGUAGAGGUAAGGUAGUUAAUUUGAGAAGUGCAAGGAAAUAUUCUGAACUUGUAGAGGAUAAGUCCUUCACUAGCACUCAUUGUCAAAUAUUUAAAUAAAUCAGCUAUAUUUAUGUAUUCGAGUUGAUUUGUGCUAUCAAGGAGCUAUUCUUACACAGUUUGUUGAUGUCGAACGUCAACUAAAGAGUUCUCGAUCGAUUAAAUUAUUUUUAAAGCAAUAAACGGCGUUGAAGAGUUGACACGAGCGGUUUAAAAUGGAUACCGAAAGACUAAGCUUUUCAGAUUUUAUAGGCUUUAGUGUACAAUUCAAACGUCGCGAUUUCAAAAGUAACUUUUGCGAGAUAGAUUCAUGGAAUUGCUGUUUAUAUUCCUCUAUGCGCGAGUGAUCUUGUUCAGUUGUGCAUUUAAAAAAUGCCGUUCAUAUUUUUCGCACCCUCCUCACGCUUGUCAUUGUUCAAGCUCCACAUGUGUGAACAGUAUGACUUUCAUGAUUACGAGGACCUGUAUAUUGUCAGUGAGAAAACAGUUUGAGUUUUAUUUUCCAUUGUUUCAAAGUGUGGUAAAAUUGAAUAAAAGACAAAGGAAAAUAAAAAACAAAUUGAUUUGAAAAAUUUGCAACUAGGAACAAAACAAGAACCACAACGACUACAAUGUUUUUGUCUUCCUGGGGUUGAUUUGCAUAUUGAUGUGCUGGCAAUCAGAUUUUUAAGAGAUGAUGAAGUGAGAGAUGCAUUUGGUUUCUCUUUAUUACCUGUGUAUUUUUUACUGGAACAUGCUUAAUAGUGUAAAUGGAAAAGAUUAUCCUCCAAUUCUAAUAUUCUGAGUAUCACAAUUUUCAUCCAUUACUAAUUGUCAAGUUAGUGAAUUAUUGAGACCCUUAUUAAUAUAUGACCUGUGAUAAAUCAAUAUAAAUAAAAGUCUAAAUUUGGGUUAAUUUCAGCAACACAGGGUAUAUGAUAUAGAAGACAAUUCACUUGUCAACAGUAUUAUCCAAUUCUAAGUUUCCCUCUUUUUGCAAAGUGAAGUAUUAAAUAUAAUUAGUAUAUUUUGCCAGUUUUUUCAUAAAUUGCAAUAUUGAAGUCAGCUUUUUUUUGAAGUCACAUUGUCAAGUUGCACACCUGUCUCAUAUUUAGAAUUUUCAAACAUGUUUGAAAGUUGUGAGCUGUCAACUAAACCUGAGUGCAGAAUAAGUGAUUUGGAGAGAAGCACUGUUGUUCCUAAAAUAGUUGACGCAAUCAUCAUUUUUCCAAAUUGAUAGGUUCACGGAAUACAUGUUAAUGAAGUCAGGUCCACAUGUAAAAUGUAAGAUGAGAUUGUUGAGGGGAUUUACAGCGUAAGCUGUAUGCCCAGUGAAUCUUUUAUGGAACAAAAAAACCAUGGUGCUGAAUUUUAUAUUUUGAUCCUUUAACUCCCUUGAGUGACCAAAACAGAAUUUCUCCAUACAAUCUCAAUACAGUAUAAGCAGAAAAGUGAGGAGAAUCAAGGAAAAGUUGAAUCACAUGUUGGAGAAUUCUUUAAACCAUUUACAUCAUAAAAAUUGUGGGCAGGCAGUAAGGAGAAUUACUAAAGAGAUCUGUGAGUAAAAGGGUUAAGUUAUUCUUUGUAGGAUUCUUUUGAAAUAUUUUAGAAUAUUUGGUUUAAUUUAUUUUUAUUAUUAUGUUAGCAUAUAGCACAUUCCACUUAUUUUUAGACAAUUUUGCUGAUAAGCAAACAUCAAUCUCUUUUGCUCAGGGUGUGUUUGUUGGGAAGUCUUCAGGUCGUGUCUAUGUCUGUCAGGAGUGCGAUGAUUACCAAGAACAGUGCAUUGUCUGCAUUGCCUACAGCUUGGAGCAUUUCCUUGUCCGUGGUCCCCAGAAGCUGCUGGAAUACAAUAAACCUCAGUGUUUGUUUGAGAACUGUUAUGGAUGCUUUGAUCCUCUGAUUAAAGACAGAGUUCUAAACUCAAUUGGACUGUAGGUCAUCAGACAAUAUUUAAAGAGGGAGGGUAAAGGCUACAUCUUAAGUGGAAACCAUGGAGACAAAAAAAAAACAUCAACUAUUACUUUCAAAUUGGUUAUUUUUGAAAGUAUUUUAAAGUGGCUGAAUUUUUGCAAGUGACUUUUGUUGUGGUUGCUGAAUGUGGUUCUGUACUCAUUUUUACUCUCAAAUACUUCAUUUUGAAGAAGUAAGGUGGGUUAAAAAAAUAUCCACUUUUUACUAACAACUCUCGGUGAAAUGAUUUUCAAACAAUAACAGUUAAUGUCCAAGGGCAUAAAUAAAUUUUUGGGCCAGCUCAGAGCAACCUUAACCUGAGCCAUUGUGCACAUUUCUGCCCAAGAAAAUAAAUUGUAUUACUAUUAUUAUCACUUUGGAUGGACUUGAGUAUUCAAAUUAAGAAAACUGAAAAAAUUGACAUCAAAACAGUAAAAAAAAUUAGCUGAGCUCAGCUGAAGUAUAUUUCAGAAUGCUGAAAUGUAAUUUUUUAGCCAGCACAUUGCACCACAAUGCUCAACAAAGUGAUACUGUUAUAAUGGUAGUUGAAGAAACAUUUUCUUCUUAUCCAGUAAUACUACAACCAACAAAGUGAUAAAUAUUUGCUAGAAAAACACAAUUUCUGUAUUUCCUAAAAUGACUUAAAAGGCAAUCAGGCUUUUUUCCCUUAUUUUCACUUAAAUUUUUAAACAACUGGAGUUACUUUAAUUUAGGUUCUUGUCUUCAUAGAUCAAGCCAGUUUAGUAAUUGUUAGGUCUCUGGUAUGUUUUUUAUGCUAAAAUUACAAGACAGUUGGAAAAAAGAACUUGUCUGUAAACGCUGCUUAGUUGAGUACAACAGAACUUAAUUAGAACAGUUACAGCAACUUGCAACCAAAAAAACUGCUAAGAUAUUGCUACAAUGAUAAAGAAUUUCUCGAACUUGAUGUCACUGCUCUCAUUUGGUCCGGUUCCCAGAACAUUCAAGAUUUGUGAACCUUUGGAACUGUAUAAUAUUCAUAAAUUCCUUCUGUAAAGUGCUUUGAUUCCUGCAUGGCCCGUGCAAUCUUGUGGCUUUCAAAUAGCAUUAACUUAAUGUUUACAGUAUGCAGUUCCUUUUUUAUAGUAAAUAAGCAGUCAUCAUGAUCUUAUUUCCACAGAUGUGAAACUUUUUGGCGUAAAUUAUUUGUUUAAAACAUUGUUUCUUUUGGCUGAAUAGUUUUGUUAAUUAGCUUUAUAAUUUUGGGUUGAUGUUUUGAAUACUUAACAGUUAUUCACUAAAGUGGAGGUGAAUGGAGGUGGAUAUUUACUUGGCCGCUUUGUGGCUUUGUAAAUAUCCACCACUUUAACUUACACUGAGGUGAAGAUUUGUUUUGGUUUAUACCACACAGAUGCUAAAAAAGUAGUUAAUAUGUUUAUUUCAAAUGGGCAGAAAUUGAUUUCUUGAUGUGCUCAGAAGUGAAUAAUACUUGCUAUUUACUUUCAAACUAGCCAAUCAGCAUGCAUGAAAAGCACUAUUUGCCUGUGUGGUAUAUACUAAUUAUAGUUAGCCCUGAAAUAGUCACUGUCAGAUGUAUUGAUGUACUUGUAGGCAAGGUAAAGAUCAUAUUUUUGUCCAGAUCUUACCUGAUAGUUCAAUUUAUGGUUUUAUGAUUAACCAGUAACUAUUGAAGAAACUCAGGAAAUUAACAUCUAUUGUAAUAAGUAAUACUAACAAUUUGAGUUAUCCAACAUAGGAUCUUGUCAUUAAAUAUUGGUGAUGAUGCAAAAGCCAGCCCCUUUUUAGAUACCAGAGUAAAGAUAGUCGGAAAAAUUAAUCCUGCAUUGGUGUUAUUACUCAACCCUUUUACUACCUGUAGUGACCAAAGAAGAAUUUGUCCUUACAACAUUAACACAGAAUUAAACUGACUAGUGAUGAAAAGAAAAAGGGAAAAAUUAAUUAAGGUAUAAUUAGUUGAUCCAGUAGCAAAUUCUCCAAACUUUCAUCUUACUGAUUGUAUGGAAGACAGUAGGAAGAGUUAGUUAUGAAGUAAUGGGAGUUUAAGGAUUUAUUACUUUGAAAAUGAUGUAAUAUUUUAAAUUAUAAAUGAAUAAAUGUACUUGACCUAGAGAUCUUUUAAUUAGGUCUCAUCAAGUUUUAAGAAUUUAAUUACCAUGAAAUAAGUCUUUGCAGCAUAGUUUGUAAAUUUAUGCUGUCAGUUGCCAAUCACCAAAAUAAAAGUUAUUAUAUGAA